AUGGCCCUGCUCCCCGCGACCAUGGUGGCAUCAGGCCCUCCGCCGGCCGCUGCUGCCUGGUCACGAUCGCGGCCAGGCCAGGGAUGCUGCACAAUGAAUAUAUUUGUUCCUGCAGUAGACUUGUUGCUCCCUUCCCCCGCCGAGAAGAACAAGAUCAGCAAGAACGCCGGAGCGGGUGAAAUAUUCUUUCACCAACUUCUCAUUCAAGAACAUCUCUCAGCUAGCAUCCAUGAACUACGACCUGAUGACAAAGCACAACUUGGAUCCUUUGCAGUCCUCGAAAUAAACCUUGAUAUCAGAGCAGUAAAGAGAAAGCUGGCUAUUGUUGGGAAGGGUUUAACUUUUGACAGUGGUGGCUACAACAUUAUGACCGGGCCAGGCUGCAGCAUCGAACUGAUGAAAUUAGACAUGGGAGGCUCUGCAGCUGUAUUCGGUGCAGCUAAAGCUUUGGGACAAAUCAAGCCUCUUGGAGUAGAGGUUCACUUUCUAAUGUAG
Messenger RNA from Miscanthus lutarioriparius, 495 nucleotides. NCBI's taxonomy places the organism in Eukaryota, Viridiplantae, Streptophyta, Magnoliopsida, Poales, Poaceae. The record is from the annotation of a GenBank genome assembly.